GCUUUACCGUUAUCGGAGUUGCCGUUUCAUUUUAUCGCCAAAUUUGUUGCCUGUCAUCCCGUCAUUGGCCAUGGACUAUCUUGCUUCGUGCUUCUACUGUACUGGUACAACUGGAUCUCCAACAAUCUUUCCUUGCAUGCUUGUGAUCUGUGUAUUACUACGGUAGUAUUUGUUCCGACCAUCCAUCGGUAUGGCAACGUCCGUGUUGCUCCGCCCUCUACCUCUGGGAGAGUCUUACUACUCUCACUAUUCUCGGUAUCAGUAUGAUACCACGUCUGCCCCAUCGUACUCCGAUUCUUCUGCGGAGUCAGUGGCAACGGGCGUUUGGAAUUACAUGGCUGGAGUGGGGCUUUUCCUGGUGGUGUGGGUGCUGACGUUGAUGCUUCCCAAGGGGAUGCGAAAACAGUUUUUUGGAGCCAAUCCCCGUCGCUACGCUCGACGGAGAUAUCAAGCAUCGGAAUUCGGAGACAUGAGCACUACAUUUUCGGCCCUGAUGAUGGACAGUGUCGACGAAUCCAUCCUCCAAGAAGUAGAGAAACGACGACUUCAUGACAUGUCCACACUGGGACCGCCUUCUUCCACCAUGAGUUCCAAAUUGCAACAGCAACAACAACUACAGAGACCACAACAGCAAUCUUCCAGAGGCAGUACCGUUGCGGAUUCGGAAUCCGGUAUCGAAAGUAUUUAUUUGCGUCCCAUGGCACGAGGCACUGCCGCAAAACGAGGAAAAGCCGGUUCCACGACAACUGGUAGUACCACAACCAACAGCAUGUUUCGAGCGUCUCCGGGCCUCUUUGGAUCGUCUCUAGGACACCCUGCCAUUCCCCGUUUACCAUCCGCCAAAAUCCUCAAUGAAACCAUGCAACGACUCAAAACCAGAGGCAUUCGACUGGUUGCUCAUGGAGUCGCAUCCGAGUCCAAACGAGUCUGGAUCAAAUUCGAAGAAGAUACAACAUCGCUCUCCUGGCAAACCGAAUUCCCACGCAAAAUACCCAAUCAACUCGGAGAAGUAUCACUCGUCAUGAUGCGAGGAGCGCUACACAGAAUCGCUUUGCCAAAUAUUCUUUACGUCGAUGUCGGCAAAAAAACGAAUGCAUUCAUGAAAGAGGAAAACAAGGAUAUGCUCGAUACCGUAUGCUUUUCCUUGUUGACUCAAAAUGGAUCCCUCGAUUUGCAAGCAAAUUCCAGAUUGGAACGAGAUGCACUGGUUAUUUGCUUUAGUAUGAUCUUGGAUGAAGUGCAUUCACAGGAUUGGCGGUCCUUGUAUGCCGAAAGUCCCGAAACAUCGGCAGUGCAAUCCACUUGCACUGGUAGCGAUCUCAAUCAGGUGGAGUUCUAGAUAUACGGUACAUAUUGCAUGCACGGGAAGAAACGAGACGAGAUCAGCCCGGACCCUUUUGGACGGUUGGGGUAACGAACGAAAUCAAAGCGAGGAAAGACGAAUUGAAUCCACCAGCAACAAUUCUCUGCAUCUCCAGGUUAUUGGGAGGCUUGCAGUACCAGUUAGUGCUGAUCUGGGCCGUUCAACGAAGGCCCUUUUCCCGCUGUUCCGGAUUUCCCUCGUGAAUCGGCAAUCAAAUUCUUGGGGGUACAAAAUUCUGUCAACCAAACAAGCACAUGUUCGAGCGAACAAGAUUGAGGGAUAUUUCAUUUGGGUGGGAUAUGUAAUACGUACGGUAGUUAGCCAAGGUAGCCGCUCUGCCGACAAGUGGAUCUAGCAACGCAGUCACUACUCAUUCUAUACGAUAACGACAAAUACAUGUAUGAAGGUCGAAAAGUCAUCGAAAUUCAUGCGCUUGUGCCCCUCUAUGGACGAAUAAUGCUACGGUACCUUUCGCUGAUCACGGCCUCCAUUCACAGCAAGAAAAGAUGUAGUUUUGGUUAUUACCGUGCCUACGCAUUAGGAUGCGACAUUCUGUGCCCCAACUCACUUUCCCUUCGAAGGACAAAGGCUUGACUGUUUCACGUCAGGGAUGAGGAGGUCAGGUCCAAUCGGGAAGGUAGUUCACGAUCUUUUCAUGACAUCCGUCCACUGCACUUUUGCACCAGGCAUCAAUCUGGUUGAAGGUUUUUAAAGGAAAGAUCUGGUUGAUUGCUUGUUUCUCGUUGCUCUCUAGCUGGUCAUAGUGCAUCAAUCAGAUUGAGAACAGAGAGAAGAGAUUGCUUGUUUUUCCUUCGUUACGAAAGAAUCUUGCGUGUGUUGUUGGCCUGCUAUCUAGCUAGUAAGUCUACUACUAGCUAGAGGAGUGUUUUCCGAAGGCGGAGCUUUUGUGGGUUGGUUUGUGGCUCCCCCGAAGAUUCAAUCAACCAAUUCCACCAUUCUCACCGCUCCAAUCUUCUCCCGUCGCCCGGAAACAAUAAAAAUAAUCUAAAUAGGUCACAUAGAUACCGGUAGCAAAAAUAUUCUGUUUUGCCGGACGGUACAGGGUGGUACCGGUACCAGUACCAGUAGUACCUGGUAUCAGGUAAUACUCAGUUACUACCAGUUUCCAAACCAUACUAGCUAGUACCGCGC
Messenger RNA from Seminavis robusta, 2515 nucleotides. Lineage: Eukaryota; Bacillariophyta; Bacillariophyceae; Naviculales; Naviculaceae. The record is from the annotation of a GenBank genome assembly.